This is a messenger RNA of Myotis daubentonii (Daubenton's bat), 3315 nucleotides long. It is a transcript of the gene TRIM46, whose product is annotated as tripartite motif containing 46. Gene Ontology annotation, molecular function: protein binding; zinc ion binding. Gene Ontology annotation, biological process: anterograde synaptic vesicle transport; neuron migration; axonogenesis. NCBI's taxonomy places the organism in Eukaryota, Metazoa, Chordata, Mammalia, Chiroptera, Vespertilionidae. Gene Ontology annotation, cellular component: main axon. The record is from RefSeq and is a predicted model, not a curated record.
GCAAUGGAGGAUGCGAACCUAAGAAAUGGUUCUCUCUUCAAAUACCAUCCCAUGCUACCCCACCACCGCCUUCUGAGAACCACGUGGGGAAAACUAUUUCCCACCUCCCACCCCGACUGGCGCUGGUUGAGGCUCGUCCCUGGAGCAUGCGCAGUGGUAUUUUACCCCCACCCCUCCCCACACCCCCACCGGGCUCCUGCAUUAAGCCCCGGGUUCUCAGCCGCUGCCGGGAUCGGGCACCCGGGGGCAGACGGGCCAGGCAGGACCAUGGCCGAGGGCGAGGACAUGCAGACCUUCACUUCCAUCAUGGACGCGCUGGUCCGCAUCAGUACGAGCAUGAAGAACAUGGAGAAGGAACUGCUGUGCCCAGUGUGCCAAGAGAUGUACAAGCAGCCGCUGGUGCUGCCCUGUACCCACAACGUGUGCCAGGCCUGUGCCCGCGAGGUGCUGGGCCAGCAGGGCUAUGUAGGCCACGGUGGGGACCCCAGCUCCGAGCCCACGUCUCCUGCCUCCACCCCUUCCACCCGCAGCCCCCGCCUGUCCCGCAGAACUCUCCCUAAGCCAGAACGCUUGGACCGGCUGCUGAAGUCAGGCUUUGGGACGUACCCCGGGCGGAAGCGAGGUGCUUUGCACCCCCAGGUGAUCGUGUUCCCGUGCCCAGCCUGCCAGGGCGAUGUGGAGCUGGGGGAGCGGGGCCUGGCAGGCCUGUUCCGGAACCUGACCCUGGAGCGCGUGGUGGAGCGGUACCGGCAGAGUGUGAGUGUGGGUGGCUCCAUCCUGUGCCAGCUGUGCAAGCCCCCGCCGCUGGAGGCCACCAAGGGCUGCACCGAGUGCCGUGCCACCUUCUGCAACGAGUGCUUCAAGCUCUUCCACCCCUGGGGCACCCAGAAGGCCCAGCAUGAGCCCACCCUGCCCACCCUCUCCUUCCGCCCCAAGGGCCUCAUGUGCCCAGACCACAAGGAAGAGGUGACCCACUACUGCAAGACAUGCCAACGUCUGGUAUGCCAACUCUGCCGAGUGAGGCGCACCCACAGCGGGCACAAGAUCACCCCGGUGCUCAGCGCCUACCAGGCCCUCAAGGACAAACUGACAAAGAGCCUGACAUACAUCCUAGGAAACCAGGACACAGUCCAGACCCAGAUCUGUGAGCUGGAGGAGACCUUGAGGCACACUGAGGUGAGUGGUCAGCAGGCCAAGGAGGAGGUGUCGCAGCUGGUGCGGGGUCUGGGCGCUGUGCUGGAGGAGAAGAGGGCGUCGCUGCUUCAGGCCGUAGAGGAAUGCCAGCAGGAGCGGCUGGCCCGCCUCGGCGCCCAGCUCCAAGAGCACCGGAGCCUCCUAGAUGGCUCAGGCCUGGUGGGCUACGCCCAGGAGGUCCUUAAGGAAACAGACCAGCCUUGCUUUGUGCAAGCAGCCAAGCAGUUACAUAACAGGAUCGCUCGGGCGACAGAGGCCCUCCAGAUGUUCCGGCCAGCUGCCAACUCCUCCUUCCGCCAUUGCCAGCUGGACGUGGGGCGAGAGAUGAAGCUGCUGACAGAGCUGAACUUCCUUCGAGUGCCCGAGGCUCCGGUCAUCGACACGCAGCGCACCUUCGCCUACGACCAGAUCUUCCUGUGCUGGCGGCUGCCCCCGCACUCGCCGCCUGCCUGGCACUACACCAUUGAGUUCCGGCGCACAGACGUGCCUGCCCAGCCGGGCCCCGCCCACUGGCAGCGGCGGGAGGAGGUGAGGGGCACCAGUGCCCUGCUGGAGAACCCCGACACCGGCUCCGUGUACGUGCUGCGUGUCCGCGGCUGCAACAAGGCUGGCUAUGGCGAGUACAGUGAGGACGUGCACCUGCACACCCCCCCAGCGCCCGUCCUUCACUUCUUCCUCGACGGCCGCUGGGGCGCCAGCCGGGAGAGGCUGGCCAUCAGCAAGGACCAGCGGGCGGUGCGCAGCGUGCCCGGGCUGCCCCUGCUCCUGGCCGCCGAGCGGCUGCUCACUGGCUGCCACCUGAGUGUGGACGUGGUCCUGGGCGAUGUGGCCGUGACUCAGGGCCGCAGCUACUGGGCCUGCGCCGUCGACCCAGCCUCCUACCUGGUCAAGGUGGGCGUCGGGCUGGAGAGCAAGCUUCAGGAGAGCUUCCAGGGCGCCGCCGAUGUGAUCAGCCCCAGGUACGACCCGGACAGCGGGCACGACAGCGGGGCCGAGGAUGCCACGGUGGAGGCGUCGCCGCCCUUCGCUUUCCUCACCAUCGGCAUGGGCAAGAUCCUGCUGGGCGCCGGGGCCAGUGCCAGCGCAGGGCUGACGGGGAGGGACGGCCCGGCCGCCGGCUGCACCGUGCCCCUGCCCCCCCGCCUGGGCAUCUGCCUGGACUAUGAGCAGGGCCGGGUUUCCUUCCUGGACGCGGUGUCCUUCCGGGGGCUCCUGGAGUGCCCCCUGGACUGCUCGGGGCCCGUGUGCCCCGCCUUCUGCUUCAUUGGGGGGGGUGCUGUGCAGCUGCAGGAGCCCGUGGGCACCAAGCCCGAGAGGAAGGUCACCAUCGGGGGCUUCGCCAAGCUGGACUGACGGUCUCCGGCCCCCCGAGGCCCUGGCCCUCUGAGCUUCCUGGAGCCGGGUGAUCCCUCCGGCAGCUUUCCCCUCAGCCUCUUCCUACCAGGUGGUCCUAUCCUUCCCCCCGUGUCUGUGUCUCCCCAGGGCCUUCUCUUGACCAAGGGACACUCCCCCGCUCACCUCUCUGGCUGACCGCCACUUCUCCACUGCCUGUUCAUCCAGACCCCACCCCACCCAGUUCCUGCUCCAUCCUCUGCCCGUGGCAUCCCACCACGUCAUGGGAGAGCCCUGCCCCCACCCCGGCCCGUUCUCCCCAGCACUCAGGCCAAUGGGCAGGGAGCUCCCGGAACACCGGGCAUGAUCCCCGCUCUACCCUCUGCCCUGCCGAGCUGCCUGCCCACCGAUGCUGACCGAUGGCCUUAGCGUGGGCAGGCUUUGCCGACCCUGCCUAGGCAUUCCCGGGAGGGGCAGAGGACCCUCUCCUGUGUGUGUGUGGGUCCCCGUGCCCUGCAGCCGCAUGCCCGUAGCCCCUCUCCCUCUUGCAUGCUUCCUUUGUCCCGCACCCGCACCCGCACCCACGCAGAUGUGCGGCGGCUCCCUUUGGGGCCACACGCAGGUUGGAUGUCCCCAUUGGGUUGGGCCAGGCAAGACCUGGGGCCCACUGCUGCCCCCCUGUGGUAGGGACUGCGAGGCCUGUGCCAAGCAACAGCUGUCAUUUUCAUGGUUUAUACACAAUAAACUGUGAUGCCGGGCACAUCUCCGCCUUCCCUGAGCCCGACCAUU